ACACCAGCAAUGUAGCUGCCUGGGUUUUAUCAUGCACACACAACCUUCAAGGGGAACGUCUGUGAACUCAAGUCUGAAACAAAGGGGAACAACUUUGAACUCCAGUCUGAAACAAAGGGGAACAACUGUACUUUUGAAUUCCACUCUGAAACAAAGUGUUUAUUCUUGGCUGUGCAAUUGCCUGACCAUGGAGCAUUUCAACUUAAGCGUUAAUCAGACUUCUGAGUCUGAGUUUCUCAUCACCAACAGUACUGUGGGCUCCAAACAGGUAGGCGCUGCUGUAUUUCUAAGCAUGUGCUGCUUGGUUGGAUUGCCCAGCAACAUUGCAGUUAUCAUCACCAUCGCUCGUCAAUGGAACAGACGUAUGAGUUUCACUUUGAAGCUAAUGCUAAACCUGGCUAUAUCUGAUUCUUUGGUUCUCACUCUGGCUCCUUUUGGAGUUUCUGGUUUGCUGUAUGGAUGGACUUUUGGCCUUUGGUCAUGCAAGAUUCUGAUGUAUCUAGUCUACUGUGCUAUGUAUGCUAGUGUGUUGACUGUGACUUUGAUGGCUGCACAUCACUACCACACAAUUAAGUCAAAAGUUGCUGAUCUCAGUGCACUGGAAAGACUGCAGAAGGUGCGUAGACACUUACUGUUAAUUGGGCUCUGGAGUUUAGCCACAGUUUUUGCCUUGCCCAUUCUUUUCAUUCAAAAUGUUCAAUUCAAGAGGGGAUCUUCAAGGUGCCAGAGGGUCAUAACAUCACACUCUGGAAAGGUUACAGUUCUUGUGUUAGAGGUCCUGUUUGGAUAUGUCCUCCCUUUCACCAUUAUAGCAGCAUCUUACUGCUGGAUCUGCAAGACACAACUACAAGGAGGGAAAAAUAUUAGGGAAAGGAAGCAGAGAAUGAGAAGGCUUGUAAUCAGUAUUGUCACAGCCUUCUUUCUUUUCUGGACACCUGUACAUGUCAUCAACAUGAUUGACAUUGCUACUACUCUAACUAAGGCAUCGUCUCCAGCUGUCUAUACUCAGCUGAAAUUGAUUCGCAGAGCAACCGGAGAUUUGAGCAAAACUGUCUGUGUACUUAACUGCUGUGUGAACCCUUUUCUGUAUGCAAUUGCAUCAAGAAAGCGAUCUUCAGGAAAAAGAGGCAUCACCACGAAACAGAAAACAACGCAGACAUUACUUUAACAAAUUGAGAAAAUAUAAAUGUUUUUCAUAAUAAUCUUGAAAUACUGCUGGAAGAUAUUGUGCUGUUAUUGUGAACAGUAAGUGCUGUUACAUUCUGUUUGGAUUUAAUGCAUAGACCUUUAAAGUUACAGUUACAUAACAGGCUUAUUGUUUAUAAUCUACUGUAUGUUCUUAUCUGUUAUCCUGUUAGGGUUAUCCAUCAUGUUACUGAGACUGUAUUUUCACCUUGCAAAAUAUUGGAUGUGUAUUACCACAUGCUGAAUAAGUGUAAUAAUAUCAUUAGUGUAGUAUUUAAAGAAAUAAAGAUUCUUCUUAAACUGCUGUGUUGUAUUUUAUUGUUUUGUGAAGCACACUGAAAGGUGUUAUAUUGCAUUUGGUGAAUCCUGUUUGCCUGAUAUUGUGUAUAUGUAGUGGAUUGCAUUACUUUUAGACUGAGACUCAUUUGUGUUUUUAUGUCGAGGUUUGUGUUCAUAUUAAAAGCUGUUUAUACUAUUUCAUUUUAUUCAUAUGUUUUAUUAUCAUUAGUAUUAUUAUUGAUAAACUGUUGUGAUAUAUUUUGUUGCUUUGUGACACCCUAGAAAAAUGCUAUAGAAAUAACAGCAUGCUUGUUUUCAGAAAGGAUCAUUUUCACUUCUUUAGAACUGUUCACUUCCUUAAAACAGAUUGCUUUCAUUUACAAAAAAUGGUUAACCAAAUUGAUGAUAAUCUGUUGGGGGCAAUACUAACUUCUGAGGCCAAGGGUGUACUUACUUUUUCCACAGACAAAUAUCACAUCUAUUUAUAUUUCUGUUGAAUAAAUGAUUGAAAAAUCAAAUUGUCCUUGUGGUUUUGUUCAAGUAUAUCAACUUUAUUCACAUGUAAUAUUGCAAAGAUCAAAGAUUAUCAAAC
Molecule: messenger RNA, 2056 nt
Organism: Ictalurus furcatus (blue catfish)
Lineage: Eukaryota; Metazoa; Chordata; Actinopteri; Siluriformes; Ictaluridae
Product: leukotriene B4 receptor 1
Exons: 1
Coding region: 32-1168 (378 amino acids)
Biological process (GO): immune response; G protein-coupled receptor signaling pathway
Cellular component (GO): membrane
Molecular function (GO): G protein-coupled receptor activity
Source: RefSeq, a predicted model, not a curated record